UCAGUUAUUUGAACAUUGAAAAUCAAUAUUAAAACAGUUGAUAAAGGUCAUUUAAUUGUAUGUGAUGUAUAAAACGCCGUCUAAUAUUAUUAGACACGAUAUUAUUUACAUUAAUUAGAUGUAACUGCAAAGAAGACAUGUGUUACUUAAUUUUUUUUAUCAAAAACGUAUAUCAGCCAUUUCUUAAUAAAAAGAAUAUUUUGGAUAAACCAAAAUGGGUGAGAAUUCCAAAGAGAAACUUCCUCGUAAUAAAGACAAUGAUAAUACUGAUAUCAAUGAGGAUCAACUACCAGUUCUGAUACCAGAAGCACAACCUACUACCUUAAAUAUACCCGCGCCUUUAGAAAAUGUAUCUUCAAAUAUUCCAGAAGAGACCACAACUAAUAAACAGCAACCUCUAAGUAUAAAGUCCCCUAAAUCAUCUUUAACAUUGUGUGUGUCUAAAAAUAUUCUCUUACCAAAGACAAAAUCAAAUUCUCUGAUUAGACCACUACCAUCAACCUCCUAUAGCGCGACAACUUCAAGAUUUCUCAAUACACCAUGUACGAUGGAAAUGCCAACUCUAUUCCAACUUUGUGUUUCACAAUUAAAUAAAAGUUCUAUCAGCCUUUCUGCUUACACCAAUCCCAGAGUCACACAAGCAUCGGAGAAUGCUGAAGCGAUAUCCGCGGACUUAUCAACUCCUGAUUCCCUUACUAGUGCACCACCUUCUUACUCGUUUGUAUUAAGACAAAUGGAUUUAAGACGUAGACCAAGGCUUUUAGGUACAUUUAUACCUUCACCCUCUUUUAUAGCUAAACCUCCACCACCUACGUAUGCAACAGCUUUUGAUAUUUAUGUUGAUAAUCCCAUACCUCCUCCUCCGAGAAUGUACAACUAUGGUUUUACAUCAAUGCCUGUGAUAUGUCCUGAAUGUGGAUACACAGGUAUGAGUAUGAUCACUGCUAGAGUUACGGUGUGUACACAUUUAUGUGCGGUGGCGUUGUGUGUUUUUUGUUGCUGGUUUUGUGUGCCGUUACCAUACGUUUUGCGUUCUUGUAAAAAUGUAUACCAUUAUUGUAGAAAUUGUCGUACUUUUUUAGGAAUGUAUUGUCCAACUAACCCCGAAAAUGUUUAUUAAUGAAAUAGAUAUUUUAAUUAUGGUAUUAAAGUUGUUUUGUGUAA
Molecule: messenger RNA, 1164 nt
Organism: Papilio polytes (common Mormon)
Lineage: Eukaryota; Metazoa; Arthropoda; Insecta; Lepidoptera; Papilionidae
Exons: 1
Coding region: 215-1120 (301 amino acids)
Source: RefSeq, a predicted model, not a curated record